Molecule: messenger RNA, 487 nt
Organism: Macrosteles quadrilineatus (aster leafhopper)
Lineage: Eukaryota; Metazoa; Arthropoda; Insecta; Hemiptera; Cicadellidae
Product: 60S ribosomal protein L34-like
Exons: 4
Coding region: 102-446 (114 amino acids)
Biological process (GO): translation
Cellular component (GO): ribosome
Molecular function (GO): structural constituent of ribosome
Source: RefSeq, a predicted model, not a curated record
CUAGACUUCCUUUAAACUGUAACUCAACUCAAGUUAAACGUCUUUGACGAUUCUUCCGGUCGUCGUCUACCUUUCAGUGGAUAGAUUUCGACGAGGCCAAAAUGGUCCAAAGGCUAACAUACAGGAGGAGGCUCUCCUAUAACACCAAAAGUAACAGAAGACGUAUUGUGAGAACCCCAGGUGGUCGGCUGGUUUAUCAGUAUCUGAAGAAGCCCAAGAAGAUCCCCAGAUGUGGUCAGUGCAAGGACAAGCUGAGAGGUAUCCAGCCUGCUCGGCCCAUGGAGAGAUCCAGGAUGUGCCGCCGCAAGAAGACAGUCAAGCGUUCCUACGGUGGAGUGCUCUGCCACAAGUGUGUCAAGGAGAGGAUUAUCAGAGCAUUCCUCAUCGAAGAACAGAAGAUCGUGGUCAAGGUCCUGAAAGCUCAGGGCACCAAGACUGCAAAAUAAGUUAAUCUGUAAUUUUGGUUUUAUAAAAUGAUUUAAAAUUA